Messenger RNA from Sparassis crispa, 2391 nucleotides. RefSeq lists its product as hypothetical. The transcript is spliced from 3 exons. The record is from RefSeq and is a predicted model, not a curated record. Gene Ontology annotation, biological process: mitotic spindle assembly. The coding region runs from base 1 to 2391 and encodes 796 amino acids. Gene Ontology annotation, molecular function: microtubule binding. Gene Ontology annotation, cellular component: mitotic spindle; cytoplasmic microtubule; spindle microtubule. NCBI's taxonomy places the organism in Eukaryota, Fungi, Basidiomycota, Agaricomycetes, Polyporales, Sparassidaceae.
AUGGUCUCCAAACCGCUUCCGACACUAAUAAAGGAAUCCUUGUCUCUCUUCCAGCAAGAACUGGACGCCGUGCGAGACAUCAUAUCUCUUCCCGAAACUGAGGAGACUUGGGAUGACAUAGGAAGAGCCAUUAUGCGUUUUACCGCUCUGUUGAAGGAUAAUUCCUCAGAAUUUCCUCAUGAACUUACGGGCAUGCUUCGGUCUCUCUCACGACCCCUCAAUUCUGCGAUCAACUCUGAAAGGACACGUUUGUCUGGCAUAGCGGUUGACUUAAUCGGCACCGUCGCUGAGGUGUUGAAGGGCUCCUUCGAGCCAUUACUUCCUCUUUUCUUGCCGACACUUCUGACUCUUUGUACGCGAACAAACAAGGUCUUCGUCAGCAGGGCGCGAGUCUGCAUCACUGCCAUUAUCGAGCAAACCCACUCAGUAUCAAUUCUAUCUUACCUUACCGAGUCUGUCAAGGACAAAUCAAUAUCUUUGCGUCAAACUGCGGCAGAAAGCGUUCUCAUUUGCCUGAGGAGCUUCCAACCGACAGUCCUGGAUAAAGAGCCUCGUAUCGUUCAGUUGGAAUCUAUCAUCAAAGUCACCGCGACAGAUGCUAGUGCCGACGUGCGUAAAAUCUCUCGCAAGAUAUUUGACGCAUAUAAAGUUCUCUUUCCAAGGCGGGUGGAUCAAUUCACAGAGCCUCUAACUCCCACUAUCAGAAAGUAUCUCGAUAUCAAACUGAAACCCCCAUCCCAAGCCAAACAGCCCAGUCGCACUGCAUCUGCGCAAUCAUCAUAUUCUGGCCAUGGACCUUCGCGAACGAGAAUGCUCUCGUCUUCUACGUCUGCGCUGCAUCACUCGUCCUCUACGGCGCAGAACGUUAUACGAUCGAGGACCCGUGACCGCGCGUUUUCUUCGUCUGAAUCGUCGGCACAAGGAGGUCCCAGCACGCGGACAGCGAAACGGAAUCCUACUGCACCUCUUGACGGUGUUGCUAUCCAAGUUGGUGCGAAACGUAGCGGCGGCAUGCCGGUGCAGAAGCCAGGACGGACUGCUGUGACGGAUAUGGCACCACCGAACAAUGUUCCUAUUCGGACCCGUGACACACAAACGGUGUCAACUGGUGAACCUGGCAAAUCGUCGGGACAGGACAUGAGUGCUAUGCGAAGAGGCCCUUCCCGCCCAGGCCCAAUGACGACGAUGGCGUCUGCAUCUCACAGUCAGUCUACCUCUGGCUCUAAUUCCCAUCCUGAGUCUGGUCGACCGGAAGCAGAGCCGCGUACGACAGCCACUCGACCGCCCGAAAACUACGGCGGAAAGAGUGGACCAUUACGCCCGCUGUCGGAUGAUGCAUGCAAGACGCCUUUGACACACGAUACUCUCGAUAAAUCCGGGCGAGUAGUUGGCGGUGCCAGACGUGUGUUGCUCACACACGCGACAGAUUGUGCCCAGAGUGGUACAUUCGGGCCCAAGCACAAAGACGUUGUGGCAGGCGAAACGUCUUCGCAUGCACCAUCACUACCGACUUCGAUUGACUUAAACGCCUCGAUCGGAACUACCUCUACACAGGACAGUGUUGCUCCGCUCAAGCGCAUUAAUGUCAAGGAUAAUGGAAAACCUGUACCUAUAGCCCAAGCAAGUGCAGCAAAGGCCAUCGCCUUGCCCCUUUCCGGGACGACGACAGAGGACGAACAUCUACCAAAGGGACGAGGCGGUAGACUAGCACCGAGUCUCUCUAAAGCAUCAACUGUGCGGAAGGGACCGAAGGGUGCAAAGCCUGUGUGGGGCCGUGCCGCUGCCUCUGUGAAGGUAAACGCAGCUUCGAGGGUCAGCCCUGAGAUCUCCAACAAGAUGGUUCAGAAUAAACUGCCAUCUGAACGUGUUGUAGGGCUGCAGACGUUGCCUGAGGAAACGCCCCUUCCGCCAAGCCCAAUAGAGGCUAAAAAUCCAACAUCCGUCCCCUUGCCACCGUCUCCGACGCUGCGUCCCUUUGCAGAGCGAACUCCUACACGGGCGACCAUCGUGGAGAAAACACCAACACCAAUCCUCUUUGUGGAAGAGACUAUCACCCCGCAGCGCCAACCCAAUGCCAACGACGUGCUCAGCAAUGCUGAGCAAACCCCCAUUUCUGCUCUAGUCGCUUCCAUUGAGCAAGGCUUUUUGUUCACACCAGGCGCACCUCUGUCACCACCAGUAAUGCGUCUCGAACAUUGCUCGUCGUUUAUCCUCACCGAGAGCGACGCACAAUGGGACGGGGCAGUAGGCAGCACGGCGCGUUUGAACGUGGGACGAAUGUCCUGCGAGUAUUCCACCGGAGCGUUCGACGACUUGGACACCGAUGACAAAAGAUCACAUCAGAGCAGGCGCGUUCCAAACGACUUGCAUAUGAGACAACAGAUUGGAUAG